AUGAAUAAAUUUAUUCAGGAAAAUGAAGAACUUAAUUCAAGUAAAAAUUGUAAUGAUUCAUUAUGUUCUCCAUUAAAUUCAUCAUCACAUACCUCUGAAAUAGUUGGAUUUAAAAUUACCAAAGAUUUUCUUAAUUCAAGAACAAGAAUUAAAAAACUAAAAGAAAGAAUUAUAUAUAUAUUUGAUUAUAGAAAAGAUAUAAGAAAUUUAGAAUGUAAUGAAGAAGUUAUUAAUAAACAUGUAUUAAAAGAAUUAAAAGAAAAAAAACAAUGGGAUUUAUUAAAACAUCCAUAUAUGUUAAAUUUUAUCAAUGAAAAUAUAAUUUAUACUCCAGAAGUAUAUUUUUUACACAUUAUUACAUGUAUCUUUUUUUUCAUACUUUUAUAUUCAUUUAUUUUGGUGGAUCAAUAUUCAUUUAAAAUGCUUCUUUUAAAAUGUUCUAUUUUAUUCUUUUUUGAAUUUAUGAUUUUUAAAUUUUUUCUUAGUUUUCAUAAACAAAAAGAUUUAACAGAUCGUUUUGCUUUAUUUCAUUACUCAAGUAUUCUUAUUCAUACUAUUAUAAUACUACUAAUUUGGAAUAUUAUAAUAUAUUCAUUUACUAAUUAUAUUGAUGGAACAAAAAUGAUAUUAAAAUGUUAUUUUUCUCUAAUUUUAAUAUUAUCAGUUGUCAUAAAUUCUCUCUAUCUUACUAGUAAAUGGUUCAAUGGUAUAUAUAUAAAAAUUCAUAAAAAAAUUGUUAUGCCAUUUUUUGGGAAAUCAUUACUUUUUAUACCAACUAUUUUAAUUGGAAUUGUUAUGAUUAUUACUAAAAUUAUAGUUAAUUUUGACAAUUUAGAUUCAAAUACAUUUUUAUAUAAAAUACUUUGGUCAUUAUGUACUUACUCAAUGUUAUUAGAAAUAUUUUUAAUCUUCCAAUCUUUGAAUCUUUUUUUUGCUUUUGAUUUAAGAAAUUACUCAAAAUUAAGAAAUAAUUUUGAUUUUAUGUUACUUAAUGAAAAAGUUAAUCAUUCUAUGGAGUGUCUUGAAAUGAUAGAAGCAUGUAAAAUUUUAAAUCCUAUUGGUUGGUCAUUUACUACCUCCAGAUCAAAUAAUGUUUUAAUUAUAAAUACAAAAAAAAUAUCAUCAUAUAGUAUAUUUGAGUCAUCUGUUGAUCUUAAUUUAAUUAAAAAAAAUUAUAAAAAAGAAAGAAAAAAUUUUGGUUGUCAGGUUGAUAAAGAAAAUGAUGGAAAAGAUAUUUCAGAAAGUAUAAUGACUCAACAUAGUAAACUUUUUUCCUCAAGUAAUAAUUUAUUAUUUAAAAAUUUGUCUCUUACAUCAGACAUUUUGGAGUAUAAAGGUGAAAUUACCAAUGAAAUGAUUGAUUAUGAAGAACAUUGGUUAAAAAAAUUUAAAUGUUGGUUAUUUGGUACUAAAGAACAAAAAAGUUUGACUUACAAAAAAUUGGUAGAAAGUAAAAUUUAA
This is a messenger RNA of Strongyloides ratti, 1461 nucleotides long. RefSeq lists its product as hypothetical. NCBI's taxonomy places the organism in Eukaryota, Metazoa, Nematoda, Chromadorea, Rhabditida, Strongyloididae. The transcript has 2 exons. The record is from RefSeq and is a predicted model, not a curated record. The coding region runs from base 1 to 1461 and encodes 486 amino acids.